UAACCAUUUAUAGCGUUCACGUGUAACGUUAGGCCUAUAAUGUUGGCAGCUGAUGAUAUCAGUUUAGCUAACGUUAGCUAUAGCUCGAGUUUUAGGGUUUCAAUCCAAAUUAAUAGCUAUAUUUACCCGAUUUCGGUGGAAAUCUGUAUGCAGAAUUCGCCUGGAUAUCAAUAUCCUCAACGCCAGCGAUUCUCCGACUAAGAAUCGACCCCAUCUUUCCUUGUUGUUGCUAGCUAGCUAAUUAGCUACAGAAUUAGCUAACUACUAACACCAACGCUAGUGUAUUUAUCGUCCAAGGGACCGUUUUGUAACAAGUUUUAGACUUUCUUCGGUAUUACACAGCGACUUAUAUAUUCAACUGUGUACCUGUCAAAAAUAACGAUAUAACCAAGGAUAACUUGGUGUCCGCUAAAGAAAAUAAACACAAGUUUCUAGCCAAAAGCCUUCUGAUGUGUGAUACGUCAAACUACAUGGUGUUAGGGACUUGUAGUUCUUUCUGUCACCGACCUACUGAUCGCCCCUCCCCAUCGCUCUGAUUUGCGCUCUCGUGCUGCCGAUCAAAGAGGCGCUCAGGACAUUGAACAUAGUUCAGACAGUAAAUAUUUGGGUUUUCACUGCGGACUGUGCUGUCUCCAUGGUCGAUGAGAGGAAAGGCUAGUGCAAGGGAGAAUAACCUCAAGGACUGAGCACCAACCCAAGGGGAAAGGUUUAGAAUAGCCCGCUUCUGCAAAUAUGGAUGAUCUAAAGCACCAAGUUAUGAUAAAUCAGUUCGUCCUGACUGCUGGAUGCGCGGCAGACCAAGCGAAACAGCUUCUACAAGCGGCACAUUGGCAGUUCGAGACUGCAUUAAGUGCCUUUUUUCAAGAAACCAAUAUUCCAUACAGUCACCAUCAUCAAAUGAUGCACACUCCAGCCAACACACCAGCAACACCUCCCAACUUCCCAGAUGCCCUGGCCAUGUUCUCCCGCCUCAAGGCCUCAGAGAGCUUCUACGGCAGCAGUCCCAUAGCCUCCAUGGCGACCUCUCCUCCUCAGGUCAACUGGGCCAUGGGCCCUUCUACUCCAGGUCAGACCCAGCAGGGCCUGUGGACUUCUGGGCAACUGACCUCACAGGUGCCUUCCCGUGGGUGGCCCCAAGCCGUCACUCAGCAGGCAUCCAGUGAACAGGCCAGCGUCACCAUGGAGGCAGAGAGAUGAGAGCACUGCAGGGGCCUCGCGAUAACAAGAGGAUACCAAUAUCGGGCAGUCCUCUUUGAGUUGUCUGUAAGGGAAAGCAGAAAACCAAGCGAUGUUGUGGACAUGCACUGAGGACAGGAAGGAGGAAUUAUGAGCAUACAGCUGAUGAACAUUCACAUGACGCCACAUUGUACAAAUCUGCAGACAAUUUUAGCUAGGCAUACGUUUCAUUUAGUUUCCAUUGAUCUGAAACCAGAGACAAAGAUGGACUUGUAUGACUAGUGCCGAAGAAGGAUCUUCUUGUUGUACACACCGAUGUGUAUGACAGUGUCAUCAUCUUUCCUUUGUCUUUCUGUUGUGGUGUCAAUGGACUGGAUGCCUUUGAUACUGGGGGUGCACUGCAUAAAUAACAUCAUUCUUCUUGAUUUUUUAACUAGUGUAAGUGUGUGAAUAUCAUGUGUUCUAGUAUUCCAAUGUGCUUAGAAACCAACUUGGAUCUGCUUUUUCAAACAUUGGGUAAUGACAUUGACUGUCCCACUCACACAAUCAAGGAACACCAGCUAUCCAACUAUGUUUGAUAAGCAACUUUACAAACUGAUCCUCUUUAUGUCUUAUGUCUGCAUUGAAUGCUAAAGGAUGUUAUACUUCAAUCAUUGUUCAGUGUUUUUUGUAUGAUUUUGUUUUCAGCAACUAGUGUCAGAGGAUAAGUGAGAUAAAGGUUUCUGUCAGAGUGAGACAUCUUGCUUGAUAUUCCAGCUGUGCACCAUCUCUAAGUAGCACACAGAUAGUUUUUGUUGUUGUUGCUUAAGAUGGAAAUCAGCAUAUUAGGGGUAAAUAAUAAAGAGGGAAAAUAUAUUUAAAAAAAUAUAUAGAUUUUAAAAAAUUAAAAUAAGAAAAAACCCAGCAUAUUUGGUGAUGCUGUCUCAGGAACUCUCUGCUCAAAAAUGUUUUGUCUAGGCACCUGAUAAUCUUUUUUAUUUUGUACAAUGGAAUGAAAAUUGCAAUUGAAAGGAACUGAUAAAUUCAGGGAAGGCCCCAUCCAAACGUUUUAUAUUCUACGAUCUGUUAAUCUGAUAAUCACACUGUAGUUUUGCUUUGCACAUCGGUUGCGUGAACACACGCCUGUUCCUCUAUGUUUUCCAUGAGACAGCUACAACAACAAUUUUGUGGAUUACCAGACAAUUAACUUAAUUAUUUUGUGUUUCUGAAUAAAUAUUGUAUGUAUUACACUGCAAUAGA
Molecule: messenger RNA, 2415 nt
Organism: Oncorhynchus kisutch (coho salmon)
Lineage: Eukaryota; Metazoa; Chordata; Actinopteri; Salmoniformes; Salmonidae
Product: UBA-like domain-containing protein 1
Exons: 3
Coding region: 733-1197 (154 amino acids)
Molecular function (GO): protein binding
Source: RefSeq, a predicted model, not a curated record